AUGCCGAAAAUGAAUAAUGUCGAAAUUCCAAAAUUAAAAUGUUUUAUUUUAAAAAGUAAGAUUCAUGGUGAUUGUCAAUUAGUAUAUCUUAAGUGGAUUCUUAAUAAUGUUAAUCAUAUUGAAAAAUUAAAACUUUAUCUUGAUAUUAACUUAACACAUGAAAAUAAUUUAAUGAAAAAUAAAUCUAUAAUUGAUGCUAAUUUUAUUAGUCAAUAUUGUAUGCUUGAUGUAUUUAAAUAUUUAAUUGAUUUUCAUUUUUACAUUGUAUCAAAGUGUCAGUUAUUGCCGAAUGAUAUUCAGAUAAUAGAAGAUUCAUUUAAAAAUCAUUACUUUUUUUCCAAUCAUCACUGGAUAAAUGUUAAAUGUUUCUUUGAUCCAAUAAUGUCAUAUCAGCAUCUAUCAUCAAUGGGAAUUGUUAAACCUAAAUUGUUUCCUGGUAUUAUUAUAGAUUAUCCAAAUAUAUUUCAUUGUCAACAUAUGAAAUAUUUAAAGAAUCCAAUUUAA
Rotaria sp. Silwood1 is the source of this 504-nucleotide messenger RNA. Lineage: Eukaryota; Metazoa; Rotifera; Eurotatoria; Philodinida; Philodinidae. The record is from the annotation of a GenBank genome assembly.